Messenger RNA from Radiomyces spectabilis, 2215 nucleotides. RefSeq lists its product as uncharacterized. The transcript is spliced from 3 exons. Bases 108 to 2006 code for a protein of 632 amino acids. The record is from RefSeq and is a predicted model, not a curated record. NCBI's taxonomy places the organism in Eukaryota, Fungi, Mucoromycota, Mucoromycetes, Mucorales, Radiomycetaceae.
UUUUGUUCAACCUCAACGACAACGCUUUUUUUCUUAUUGCGGGUUUUCGCUCUUUUUUAUUUUUUCCAUUCCUUUUUGAACCAAUAGUUGAUCUUGAAAAUAAGUUGAUGGGUCAAAAGAGCGACGAUAUCAUGCUGGAGAACGACCCGCCGGCGUAUCUGGAUGAGGAUCUUCAUUCACGUCAUAGCCUCACCUCCGGCAAAAGACACACCACCACGAUCGAAUACUCAGACAUUUCCCCAAAGCUAGAUCACCAACCACACCCGUCGCAAGGUAGCAGCACAAUGUCCGUGCUACUUCAGCUCAGUUUUCCCAUUAUCAACGUCAUUAUCACUGCCGUCCUUCUUGGCGCUUUGAUUUACAUUUACACUCACGCCAACGGCCAAAACUUGGAUUACACACUGGCGGGCAUGAAAAUCCCUACCAUUAUCGCCCUGUUGAUGACCAUCACCAAGAUGUUUGUUGGUGGAGGCAUCACUUAUGCUGUAUCGGAGUACAAGUGGGUGACUCUGCAGAGAGAAGGAGGAAAGCUGGCACUGCUGGAUGUGUAUGAUGCGUGUACACGUGGCGUGGGAGGUAUCGUUCGCGUGCUGGGCGCUCUUCGAUUGGACGCCAUCCUGGUCCCUGCCAUUAUCUUCCAGUUUGGGCUGAUCGCUAUCGGGCCAGCAUCGCAGCAGAUCCUCAAUACCCAAGAGAUCGACGUCUGCGAAAAGGGCGGCCUGUUGUCCUUGAGAAAUAUCAGCAACACCGAUUGGUCCGUCAUGUUUUCCAACCUUUACAGUUCUCCGCGCGCCAACACAGGGAUGCGGGAACCUUACGUGGUGGAGUUCGCGAUAGCCCAAGCCGCCAAAGGCUUGAUGCCUAUGCCUGUCCACUUUUGCCCUCCGUCGGCCUUGAACUGCUCGUUCCAAGGAGUCUCUGGGUUUUACACCGUCGCAGCAUGUAAAGAAAGCUCGGUCCAGGCCACCAUCGUGGACCUCGACCAUAAUAAUGUGACGACCCUCUUUGACCAUUUUGGUUACAAUCGCGUCUCCAGUUCGUCAUGGUUUGUUGCCAGCCCCGAAACCCCGUCCAUUUACUACGCUGGAUCCAUGAAAGGCCGCACCUUUUACGAUUUGAACAACAUCACCGCUCCGACGUCGCGCAACGUGACUUUCGAUCCCACUAUCCGUCGGUUGUAUGGUGAUCAGACGUUUGUCAUUGUCACGAGCAAGAACGAUAUCAGCAGCACGUAUGUCAAGGACAUGAAAGAUUUGACGGUGCAGGAAUGCACGCUUCAAAGCCACGUCAAUCGAACCACAAUUGUGUUCAAAAAUGGGACCGUUUCUCAGACAGACUAUCAGACGACGCCAAUGGUGAUUGACUAUGAUAAACUCAGCAACAGUACAUACUGGGACAAAGAAUUCCGGACCAGUCUGCAUAAAAACUACACGAUGCUCAACGCGUAUGCUUUGCAGCUGUCGAUUAUGAAGAGUCUCAUUAUCCAUACACGGCCAUUGAAGGAUAUCGCACUUGAUUGGGCCAUGUUUGACACGAUCAAACUGGACAACUCACCCAGUCAAUUUCUGCAUCAUGUGCUGCGCAACAUUGAUAUUUCUACCCUUGUUGCUCUCCCGGAUUUUCCCACCCUGGGGAUGCCAGGCAUUCAGUGCCAACGCCAAAGCCGAACGUACGCGUUACAACCUUCGGCGUUUUAUGGACUCGUGUUAUCCUUCCUGAUUCCUACGAUUUGGUGGGCUUGGGUGUGGAUUUCGAGUCUUUUCUAUACCAACGGUGUUUCACGUGGCAAUUCCCAGGUCGCGCUUAUGGUAACCGGUCUGACUCCCGCUUGCCAAAAACAGUUUGAUGAUCUAUCGCACGCCGGAUCGAAGCAAAUAUUCCAAAAAGCCAAACAGAUCAACGUCUGGUUCGGCGAAACCAUCGCUCACGAUGGUCGUCCUGGCCAUAUCCGCUUCGGUCUGCAAGAAGAAAUCAAACCUAUCCGUACAAGACGAAAAUCGUUCUAGCUCGUCGUUUAAUUUUAUCUGAUAACAUUCACUAUAUUGACUAUACCUAUUGAUUAUUUUGAUUCCAUGAGAUUAAGAAAAAAAACACGUUAAGCCGUGAUAUUACAUGAUCAAACAAUGGUAUGACAUGAUGAAGCGGUUUCUUCCCCUUUUUUUCGUUAUUUCAUGUAUGUUGCCUGGCAAAUAAAGUUACACCAAAAAAAUUCGCC